GAUAUGAUGUAAUGUUUAUCCAUUUUACUGCUAGGGAGUAAUUUUUUAAUUAUCCAUUCAAGGCGAUUGAUUGACGUUUGUUGACGUUUCAAUCCUAACCUCAAAUAUUUACUAAAAAAUGAAUAUUUUACCUAAAAAAAGAUGGCAUGUUCGUACGAAGGAAAAUAUAGCACGAGUUCGUCGCGAUGAAGCCAAGGCAGCUGCCGAAGAAAAGGAAAGAGAAGAGAGGGCUAAACUUGCUGAGCGUGAAGCACGAACGAAUUUAUUACGUGCAAAAGCGAGAGAACGUCUCCAAAGUCAAGAUUUCAUAGCGUUAUCUACUAAAGUUGAGCAACACCCAAAUGAGCAUGUCAACUUCUUUGAAGAGUUAGAAGAUGGUACAGCUGAAACUAAGAAAACUAAUAAAGAUCACGAAAAAGAAAAGAAAGAGGAGCAGGAAAAGUAUGAGAAACAAAUCGGGUAUUUAACUUAUUUAGGACAGGAUACAAAUGAAGCGCUUGGUAAACGUAAUUGGUACGAUGUUGCACCUGACCGUUCCACUAAGAAGGAAGAGGUGAACCUGAAGAAAAAACUUCUGUAUGAUCCGCUGAUUGAAAUGAAGAAACAUUUAGCUGUACCGACAGAAACAGCAGCAAAACCGGCCGUCAUUCAGAGCACUCCGGUCUGUAGGAAACGCAAACGGACAAGGCGACACAGCUCAUCUUCUGAACGAACAGUGCGUAAAUCGCAUAAGAAACAUAAGAAGCAUAAGCAAAAGAAGAGUAAGCGAAGUUAUGCAAGUUCCAAUGAUGGUUAUUCAUCAGGUGAUGAAGUGAGGAAGAAGAGUAAAUUGGAGCAGUUGCGUUUGGAGCGUUUGAAACGUGAGAAUGCCGAGCGAAAGAAGGCGGAAAUCCUGAUGGCAAAGAUGAGAGGGGAGACUGUUGUUGCCGAACCCAAGCCUGUGGAAGAACGUGCAGUGAAGCAGAAAUAUAAUUCUCAGUUUAAUCCCGAUUUGGCUAAGCAGAAUUAUAUGUAGUAUGUAGUGAAAUUAUAUAUUGGUGUGAUAUAAAAUAUAUUAUGUAUUUAAUUGUCUGUAAGAA
Messenger RNA from Photinus pyralis (common eastern firefly), 1079 nucleotides. RefSeq names its product leukocyte receptor cluster member 1 homolog. Bases 119 to 1015 code for a protein of 298 amino acids. The transcript has 3 exons. The record is from RefSeq and is a predicted model, not a curated record. Lineage: Eukaryota; Metazoa; Arthropoda; Insecta; Coleoptera; Lampyridae.